This is a messenger RNA of Lagenorhynchus albirostris (white-beaked dolphin), 2359 nucleotides long. RefSeq names its product interferon regulatory factor 6 (gene IRF6). Gene Ontology annotation, molecular function: DNA-binding transcription factor activity, RNA polymerase II-specific; RNA polymerase II cis-regulatory region sequence-specific DNA binding; protein binding. Gene Ontology annotation, biological process: immune system process; regulation of transcription by RNA polymerase II. The transcript has 8 exons. The coding region runs from base 286 to 1482 and encodes 398 amino acids. Gene Ontology annotation, cellular component: nucleus. The record is from RefSeq and is a predicted model, not a curated record. NCBI's taxonomy places the organism in Eukaryota, Metazoa, Chordata, Mammalia, Artiodactyla, Delphinidae.
CGCUGACGUGAGCUUGGCUUACCUGGGCGGGGAAGGUGAGGGCCGGUGUGGGACUGGGAGCGGAGCCUGCAGUCCCUACCUGCGCAGAGCCAGGUGUUGCUUGCCCAACCGGCCGAGGAGAGCAGUGGCGACGGGUGAUCCUAACUGGGACUUGGUUCGGAGGGACGUUCGCUUCUGGCAGCCGGAUUGAAGAAAGGGGGGGGCGCCAACGUCUGGAGCCUCGCUUGAGGGAGGGAGGACACGCCCGCCGGUGAAGAAGCGUCCCCUCCAGAGUUUGUGGGGAUCAUGGCUCUCCACCCCCGCAGAGUUCGGCUGAAGCCCUGGUUGGUGGCCCAAGUGGAUAGUGGCCUGUACCCUGGGCUCAUCUGGCUACAUAGGGACUCCAAACGCUUCCAGAUUCCCUGGAAACAUGCCACCCGGCAUAGCCCCCAACAGGAGGAGGAAAAUACCAUUUUCAAGGCCUGGGCUGUGGAGACAGGGAAGUACCAGGAAGGGGUGGAUGACCCCGACCCAGCUAAAUGGAAGGCCCAGCUCCGCUGUGCGCUCAACAAGAGCAGGGAAUUCAACCUGAUGUACGACGGCACCAAGGAGGUGCCCAUGAACCCAGUGAAGAUAUAUCAAGUGUGUGACAUCCCCCAGCCCCAGGGCUCUAUCAUUAACCCAGGAUCCACUGGAUCUGCUCCUUGGGAUGAGAAAGAUAAUGAUGUGGAUGAAGAAGAUGAGGAAGAUGAGCUGGACCAGUCACAGCACCACGUUCCCAUCCAGGACACCUUCCCCUUCCUGAACAUCAAUGGUUCUCCCAUAGCACCAGCCAGUGUGGGCAACUGCAGUGUGGGCAACUGCAGCCCCGAAGCAGUGUGGCCCAAAACGGAACCUCUGGAGAUGGAAGUACCCCAGGCACCUAUACAGCCUUUCUAUAGCUCUCCAGAGCUGUGGAUCAGCUCUCUCCCAAUGACUGACCUGGACAUCAAAUUUCAGUACCGUGGGAAGGAGUAUGCACAGACCAUGACGGUGAGCAACCCCCAGGGCUGCAGGCUCUUCUAUGGAGACUUGGGUCCCAUGCCUGACCAGGAGGAGCUCUUUGGUCCCGUCAGCCUGGAGCAGGUCAAGUUCCCAGGUCCGGAGCACAUCACCAAUGAGAAGCAGAAGCUGUUCACCAGCAAACUGCUAGACGUCAUGGACAGAGGACUGAUCCUGGAGGUCAGCGGUCAUGCCAUCUAUGCUAUCAGGCUGUGCCAGUGCAAGGUGUACUGGUCUGGGCCAUGUGCCCCAUCGCUUGUUGCCCCCAACCUGAUCGAGAGACAAAAGAAGGUCAAACUGUUUUGUCUGGAAACGUUCCUUAGUGAUCUCAUUGCCCACCAGAAAGGACAGAUAGAGAAACAGCCACCGUUUGAGAUCUACUUAUGCUUUGGGGAAGAAUGGCCAGAUGGGAAACCUCAGGAAAGGAAACUCAUCUUGGUUCAGAGUUUCUCCUGUUCUUGAAGCUGUAAGGAUUGAUUCUGAAGCAGACCUGUUGGAAAACACAAGGAACUUUUCUGUGCUAGCAUAUUUACUGCGAAGAGUAUCUUUUCAGAACUUUGCUUAGAACCUUAAUGAUUGUGUUCCCAUCUGUAGUUGGUUGAAUUGUGUCUCCCCCACCUGCCCCCCACAAAUUCAUAUGUCAAAGCCCUAACCCCCAGUACUUCAGAAAUGUGACCCUAUUUGGAGAUAGGUUCUUUGCAGAGGUAAUCAAGUUAAAAUAGGACAUUAGAAUGGGCCCUAACCUAAUAUGACUGACGUCCUUAUAAGAAGGGGAAAUUUGGACACAGACGUGGAUGGAUGGAAGACGUGUGAAGAGAUGGACAAGACAGCCAUCUCCAAAACAAGGAAAGCGGUCUAGAACAGAUCCUUCCCCCAGAGCCCUCAGAAGAACCAACCCUGCCUGACACCUUGAUUUUGGACUUCCAGCCUCUAGCACUAUGAGAAUGUAAAUGUCUGUUCUUUAAGUCACCCAGUUUGUGGUGCUGUGUUUUGAACACACCAUCCUUAUGUCUUUUCCUACUAUGUACAUUUAAGUCUCUGCUUAAAUGUUACCCUAGAAGAAAGACUUCCCCAGAUGACCCUGUGUAAAAUAGCAACUAUUUUCUCUUUAACCUGCUUUAUUUUUUUCUCUGUAGCCGUUAUUAAUACCUGACACACAUUUGUUCACAGAAACUCCAUAGUCCACGGUAGUGUUUCCUGAGAAUGUAAGCUUUGUUAGGGAAGAAACUGUGCCAGCUCUGUUCAUUACUGUAUCCCCAGUGAGUAUCUAGGGUGCCUGGCACUUGGUAGGGGCUCAAUAAAUAUGCAUUGAAUAAAUAAAGGCAUGAUUUUGAAGUGA